Molecule: messenger RNA, 1622 nt
Organism: Manacus vitellinus (golden-collared manakin)
Lineage: Eukaryota; Metazoa; Chordata; Aves; Passeriformes; Pipridae
Gene: VEPH1
Product: ventricular zone expressed PH domain containing 1
Exons: 8
Coding region: 492-1622 (376 amino acids)
Biological process (GO): regulation of signal transduction
Cellular component (GO): plasma membrane
Molecular function (GO): phosphatidylinositol-5-phosphate binding
Source: RefSeq, a predicted model, not a curated record
UAAGCUGGGUGAGGAAUUAGUCCUGAGCUGUUUUUGAGUGCAGGAGUUGGGGAAAACGGAGAGAAGACAUUUGUUUGCUUGAUUCCACAUGACAACUCCAGGGUAACUGAACAGACUGUACGGUUGGGUUGACAGGGCUGUGCCAGCAGCCUCACAUUCCAGAGGCAGGGGGAUGGAAGGGGCACUGACAACUGCAAUGGAUCCCACCCGAAUUUCUCCAAAGAGCGACAAUUUACCUUCAAUUAUUAAUGAUUUUCAGAGGUUUCCCUUCUGAGAGCACCUUUCCUCUGAGGCACCCCAAGCCCUUCCCAUACCCCCGUGUGCUCAGCAUGGACACAUGUCUGCCAGAUUGGGGCCAAGGAAGUCUUGAAAUACACCCGAGAUUUAUUCCUCAUAUCAAAUUGAUCCCUGCUCGCCAGGACUGUCUCCAUCCUGUCCCCAUCUGAGCGGUUCAUGCCCAUGGUGCCCUCAGAGGGUGGCUGAGCACAGCCAUGCAUCAGCUCUUUGGGCUGGUUCUGGCACAGAAGGACCUUUCCCGGGCGGGGGAUCUCUUCUCCUUGGAGGAUGCUGAGAUCGAAGGGAGCCUCUCCGAAGCUCUGGAGCAAAUCAGGAUAAUUAGUUCAGCUGCAGACUACCAGAGCAAUGACAACGACCAGGCCGUGGUGGAGAUCUGCAUCACCCGCAUCACCACGGCCCUGCGCGAAACCGCCUCCAUCGAGCGGCACGGCCGGGCCCUCGUGGCCCUCUGGGAGUCCUGCCUGGAGCACAACCUGAGACCCUCGGCCAGGGAGGAGGAUGCACCACACGCCAAAAUUGCCUCUGACAUCAUGAGCUGCAUCCUGCAGAAUUACAACCACCCCCCAGUCAUGGCCUUGGCUGUUCCAGUGGCAGUGAAGUUUCUCCAGAGGGGGAACAAGGAGCUGUGCAGGAACAUGUCCAGUUAUCUCUCCUUGGCUGCCAUUGCCAAAGUGGAUCUGCUGGCUGAGCACACGGACACCAUCGUCAGGAGCGUCCUCCAAGGGAACUCGAUGCUGCUCCGUGUGCUGCCCGCGCUCUACGAGCAGCAGCCGCGGCCGAUCGCGCUCCGGCUGCGGGACCUGCUGGCACUGACGGCCCAGCUGGACCAGGCAGAGCAGCUCCACCUCCUCAGGCUCCUCCAGGCCGUGGCCAGGAACAGAGAACUCGGGGUGCUGACAGAGUGUUUACCCUUUUUAUUUGGGCAUUUGAGGGACCCCAACCACAGUGACUUGAUUCUAAACAUCCUCAUAGAAAUAUCCAGCUACGAACCAACAGCCUUGGCCCCUUUUCUGCCGACGCUGAAGGAGGUUGGGGAGAGUUUUCCAGGUCUGAUUGGGCAAACAGCAAAGAUCUUUGGAGCUGUUGGGCACAUUGAUGAGGAGAGAGCCAGGACCUGCCUGCUGUACUUGGUGAACCAGCUGGCCAACAUGGAGCACUCAUUUCACCAUAUUCUGCUGCUGGAAAUUAAGAGCCUCACCGACACCUUCUCGAGCAUCCUGGGCCCCCAGAGCAGGGACAUUUACCGCAUGAGCAACAGCUUCACUGCCAUAGCCAAGCUCCUCGUCCGGCAGCUCGAGGCUGACAGCACACCAGGAGCCAGGUAG